GCUAACUGCGGUACCUAUCCCGCAAGAGCUCUCUCGACCCAGCUACCAUAACCACGCCUUUCAUCACCUUCACUGUGUCUCACAGUUCCACUGUUUUCUUCCGAUUUCUCUGAUCCGAUUCAAAAAGGACUCUUUUGGUUCCUGAGAUUGCCCCCAAGUCAAAUAGAUCGCCGACGUCCAGUUCUUUGUGAUUCACGCCUCGCUGUGGCCGUAUCUAGGAGCGUCAUACCUGGCUGUCCAUCAUGGCGCUCGACAACUAUUAUCGCAACAAGAUUGAGAGCAUGAAGCUCGAAAUCAUUCAGGGUCAGGCUGUCUUACGGAGACUGGAAGCACAGCGCAAUGACUAUAAUUCGAGGGUGCGGUUACUUCGGGAAGAGCUCGGCCUGCUUCAACAGCCUGGAUCCUAUGUCGGGGAGGUAGUCAAAGUGAUGAGCACCAAGAAAGUCCUCGUCAAAGUGCAUCCCGAGGGCAAAUAUGUGGUGGACAUUGCGGAUGGCGUUGAUAUCAGCAAGCUCACUGUAGGAAAGAGGGUCGCUUUGCUCUCGGAUUCCUAUAAGUUGGAGAAGAUGCUACCCUCGUCGGUUGACCCGCUGGUGUCGCUAAUGAUGGUCGAGAAGGUGCCUGACAGCACGUAUGACAUGAUUGGUGGACUCGACCAGCAGAUCAAGGAAAUCAAGGAAGUCAUCGAGCUUGGCUUAAAACAUCCGGAGUUGUUCGAGUCGCUUGGUAUCGCACAGCCAAAGGGAGUACUUCUCUACGGACCUCCAGGAACCGGCAAAACCCUGCUUGCCCGAGCGGUAGCCCAUCACACCGAUUGUCGGUUUAUCAGAGUGAGCGGAUCGGAAUUGGUGCAAAAAUACAUCGGUGAAGGUAGCCGCAUGGUUCGCGAGCUAUUCGUAAUGGCUCGAGAGCAUGCUCCCAGUAUCAUAUUCAUGGAUGAGAUCGACAGCAUUGGAUCCAGCCGCAUAGACUCGGCGGGUUCGGGUGAUUCAGAGGUACAGCGGACGAUGCUUGAGCUUCUCAAUCAAUUGGACGGAUUUGAGCCUACCAAGAACAUCAAGAUCAUCAUGGCCACCAACCGGCUUGACAUCCUGGACCCGGCCUUGUUACGUCCUGGCCGGAUUGACCGGAAGAUUGAGUUCCCCCCGCCGUCGGUGGAAGCACGUGCCGAUAUUUUGCGAAUCCACUCGCGGUCGAUGAACUUGACGCGAGGCAUCAACCUAACGAAGAUUGCGGAGAAGAUGAACGGCUGUUCUGGAGCUGAACUGAAGGGUGUGUGCACGGAAGCAGGCAUGUACGCUCUGCGAGAGCGGCGAGUACAUGUUACUCAGGAGGAUUUCGACCUAGCCACCGCCAAGAUCCUCAACAAGCACGACGACAAAGAAGUCGCGGUCUCCAAGCUUUUCAAGUAAAGAAGGGUUGGCGUGUGAAUAGUACCAGAUUACUACAGCAAGAACUAUUGGCAUUUAUUUUCGAUGUUCUCUGAUGGCCGCCUCGCCGACAUCGCCACAUAUGUAUUCCAAUCAUAAC
Messenger RNA from Aspergillus costaricaensis CBS 115574, 1530 nucleotides. RefSeq names its product proteasome regulatory particle base subunit RPT6. Lineage: Eukaryota; Fungi; Ascomycota; Eurotiomycetes; Eurotiales; Aspergillaceae. The transcript is spliced from 3 exons. The coding region runs from base 243 to 1412 and encodes 389 amino acids. The record is from RefSeq and is a predicted model, not a curated record. Gene Ontology annotation, biological process: proteasome-mediated ubiquitin-dependent protein catabolic process. Gene Ontology annotation, cellular component: proteasome regulatory particle, base subcomplex. Gene Ontology annotation, molecular function: ATP hydrolysis activity; ATP binding; proteasome-activating activity.